This is a messenger RNA of Trifolium pratense (red clover), 1349 nucleotides long. RefSeq lists its product as uncharacterized. The coding region runs from base 291 to 1070 and encodes 259 amino acids. The record is from RefSeq and is a predicted model, not a curated record. The transcript has 6 exons. Lineage: Eukaryota; Viridiplantae; Streptophyta; Magnoliopsida; Fabales; Fabaceae.
GUGCAAGUUGCACGACAACAGCGCGUCGUGCACUUUAGCAUUUUUCAAAACCUAUUUACCCUAAAAUUUAUUACACUUCCUUUUUUUUUUUUUUUUUUUUUUUGAAAAUUUUGUUUUCCCUAAACUUUCUCCGAAGCACAAGUUGAAUAGAGACAUUCUGACGGUGGCGAGUGAAAUGGGGAAUUUGGCUUCCAUUCUUGGCCGUGAUUCUCCUAUUGCUUAGCUACAACUUCAAAAUUUAUCGCUUUCUCAAAUUCCAGAUUCUCACAAAAUCAAAAAAUUAAAUUAAAAUGAAUAGCGCCUUCAAAACCACUUUGACCCACUCAAACCCUAAUCGUCUCUCUUCCACUCUCAGAUUCUUCCAUUCUACUCCUCCAUUGGAACGCAAAAGACGCGGUUUUUGGAAUUCUAGAAACAACAACUACUCCAGACGAUUUAGAAAGAUGCAGUCGAAACAAUCGUUGCUUCGAAAUAUUAAUGAAUAUGCAGAAUUCAUGUUUCAGAAUUGGAAAGAAGGUAUUGAUGAGGAUGAUCCAUCUUCAAGCCGAGACACCUCGUGGUUUAAAAAACAAUAUUCUCAUAAGGACACUAGAAGGGACAAUAAUGGCAAUCAAGGAAAAUAUCGUUAUAGAAGAAAUCAUGAAUUUUGUGAAGAUGAUAUUGAUGUUGAAAACAUUUUGCGUUCUGCCUUUGGUGGGAGUCGAGGCUUCUAUUGGUCAUUUAUAAAUGAGGAAAAUCCUCAAUGGGAGAGGUCAGGAAACUUUUCUAAUUUUGGUAAAUCUUGGAAGUGGAGACAUCAAAGUGACAAAGGAUACGGCUCCUCAAAUGGCUCGGAAUCUGAGUCGGAGUCUGAAUGUUUGCGUUCAAAUUCAGUCUCAGAUAGAUUAGCCCUUGGAUUGAAUGCUUCUGGUCCUCUGAAACUUGAAGAUGUGAAAAUUGCGUACCGAACUUGCGCCCUUAAAUGGCAUCCUGAUCGCCAUCAAGGCUCUUCUAAGGUUAUAGCAGAAGAAAAGUUCAAGCGUUGCAGUGCAGCUUAUCAAUCAUUGUGUGAUAAGUUGGCUGUAAAUUAAGGAUGAGUAAGUUUUUUCUACAAAUAUCCAGCUCUCAACAGUCAUUUGCGCAUACUGAUUGAUUUAACACAGCUUAAUUUCAUUAAAUUGUAGUUUGUAAUAGUUUUAAUGUACACUAUUGGGAAUAAUAUGUACACUGCUUCACCAUAAAAAUUUAUUAUUAGUUCAUCACCAUUUCAUUUUGCGGUGUAAUAAACAUGCUCUUAAUUUGUACUCAUGAUGGUGGAAUGAGAUAUUUACUACCACCCUAUUUAUUAUCUAACCUUAUUUUAAAUUCUU